UAAACAAAACUCGAGAAUGGUGGGUGGAAAAAUCGAAAUUUUUUUUUCCAGAAUUUUCAAAUUUCAAUAAAAUUUUAAAAGAAAUAAAAUGUCCGAAUUUGUUGAAUAUCAUGAAAUAACGAAUCGUUUGAAAAAACGUUUCAAUUUGAUUCGUAAACCAAAUUUAAAAGAAUCAUCAGAAUCUUAUCGUAAACUGGCACAACAAUUAACAUCGUAUCCAAAUUAUUCGGGUUUUUGUUUAUAUUCAGCUUCGAAAUGUGAACAUCAAAUUGUUGGAUCAUUAAAAGAACAAUUAAAUCAAUCGUCAAGUUCAUCGUCAAUUGGUGACGCAACAACAAAAUCCGAUUCCCAUUCGCAAUCAUCAAAUCGAUCAUCAUCAUCAUCAUCAUCGAAUCGUUCGAAUCAAGCAUUAGAAAAUCUUUUAUCCGAAGCAUUAUGGAUUGAAUUUCAAACAUGGCUAGAUACAGCUCGAAUGUUUAGUCAAAUUGAUUCAAUUGAAAUGGAUUUAAAUGGUGCAAUAUCGGCUUAUGCACAUGCAAUACAAACUUGUCCAUCACCACGUAUUCUAACAUUAGUUUUGAUUGAAUUAGCUGAAUUUUAUAGAAAAAAUGAACGUUUUUAUGAAGCUGCUGAAUCAUUUAUUGAAGCCUGCCAAUUUCGUGAUGCAAUUGAUUGUUUGAUUUGUGGUCAUUUUUAUCAAGAUGCAUAUCAUUGUUAUCAGGAAAUGUUUAAAAAACAACCAAAUUUUGAAAAAUUUUCACAUCUUACCGAUGCAAUAUCAUCGGCAAAAAUUUCUUCGACGAAAUUGUCUUCAACAGCAACUUCAAAAGCAAAUCCGUCAUCAAUUCUGCCACAAAAAUCAUCGAUUCUUUCAUUGUUCAAAAAGAAACAACAAAAUUCCGAAUCAACAUUUAUGAAAUCACCAACCGAUGAUUUAUCAAAACAUUCGAACAAUCAUUCGAAAUUUCCACCACAUAAAGUGGAUGGAAAUAAUCCAUUUGAUUUUUGUGAAAAUCAAUUAACAAUCGAUGAUUAUAUUACAUUUUUCUUGUUACGACUUUAUCUUUAUGAUCCGAUCAAAUAUGAAUAUCCAUCACCAAUUAUACCGAUACCUAAACAUUCAAUAUUAAAACAAUAUGAAUAUGAUCAAAAUUUCAAAGAAGAAUUAGAUGAUGAUGAUGAUGAUACAACAGAAUUCUGUACGGAUCAGAAUAAAAAUGGCUCAUCAUCAAAAACAUCGAAUCAAUAUUUAUUAAAAGCAUCUGAAUUAUCAUUACCAUUUAUCGAUAUGAUUAAUAGUUGUUGGUUAGAUCGUUCGAUUGAUGAUGUUUUGAAAUUAAAUCAACUUUUAGAAACAUUAUAUUUAUCAUAUCGUAAUGAACUACGAUCAUCAUUAGAUAAUGAAUAUUCUGAUUAUGAUAUUAUACAAUUACCACAAUCAAAUGAUGAAUUGGAUGAUGUUGUUGAUGAUAAUAAUGAUAAUGAAAUGAUAAAAACAAAAUCAAAAGAAAUAUCUGGUAAAAAACAUGGUGGUGAUUCUGAAGAUUCAGAAGAAACUGAAUUUGCUGAUGAAGAUAGUAGUUUUUCAUCGAUUUUAGGACAAAGUACACGAUAUGAUUCAAAAGAUUCAUCGGAUGAUGAACAACAACAACAACAUAAUGAUGGUCAAAAAUCAUUGCAUUUACAUCCAGGUAAAACGUUAAUGACGGCGGGUUCAUCAGGUGGCGGUGGUCCAACUAGUCCAGGAUUAAAAUUAUUAGAAACCGGUGAAUUGGAUGAUAUAAGUGCACGGUUAAAUUUUCUGGCAAAUCGAAAACCAUCAUCGAAUUCGAAUGUUUCGAACGUUUCGAAAAAAGAAUCGAUAGAAUCGAUACUUGAAUCCAAAAAUCCAAAUAUAGAAAUUCUUAUCCGGAAAAAAUUGGAACAAUUUGAAUUCGAUUGGAUGGAUAAAAAUAAUAUUGUUUCGAAUGAAUCAAAUAAUGAUAAUAAAUUAGAAGAACAAUCGUUUGUUGAUCAAGAUGGUCAAGAUGUUGAUGAUCAAGAUGAAAAAAAUGAUUAUUUACGACAAGAAAUUGCCCGAAAACUGUAUCCAUUAUUAAAUUCAAAUCAAAUACAAUUAUUGUAUGAUAUUUUAAAGGAGAAAGAAUGAUUUUUUAAAGUUGAAUAAAUAAUAAUUGAUGAAAAAUUUUUUUGAUUAUGAUGAUG
Messenger RNA from Dermatophagoides pteronyssinus (European house dust mite), 2205 nucleotides. RefSeq lists its product as uncharacterized. The record is from RefSeq and is a predicted model, not a curated record. Gene Ontology annotation, biological process: vesicle cytoskeletal trafficking. Gene Ontology annotation, cellular component: early endosome. Gene Ontology annotation, molecular function: protein binding. Lineage: Eukaryota; Metazoa; Arthropoda; Arachnida; Sarcoptiformes; Pyroglyphidae.